CCCCGAACUAUUAAAACCCCUGUACUCUGUCUGAAGGCAUCAUGUACGGCCCUCCAAAACUUUAAUAUGGACAGUGCAGAAGAAGUGGGCUGCUGAGGACAUUACAGCUAGUUUGAGCUGCUUCACCAAAUCCACAAUAGAUAAUGUACUGAUCGUGGAAGCUUUGUAUCAGUGUCCCAGGUGUGUGGUGUGUGGUGUGUGUGUGUGUGUGUGUGUGAUGCGUGUGAAUUUGCACAGAAAUCUCUCACCAGACAUUUUGCCUUUGUUGGUAUCUCUGCUGAUGGCUACAUUCCUUGAACCUCAAGCCCACUGACUGAAUGGCUGUUCCACAGUGCCCCUCUCUCUCCCAGCCUCUCUCCACCCUCCUCUCCCUGUGUCUCCCUGCCUCUCUUUGGGUGGAUAGUGAGGUCCAUUGUGUUAGUGAGAUGUUUAUUAAUGAGAGAGGUGCACACAGAGAGCAGAGCUGCUGUUGAAGGACUAAUCGCUAAUCUCUUUGUUAAUACGGUCAAUCUGCCUAUGUACUGACAUCAAUUACUAAGAAGCCUCGAGACAGGGACAUGCAAGUUGGUGUUCAGAAAGGACUCAAAGGGAUUUGGGAGUUUGUUCCAGUGUGAAACUUUAAAAAGAAUUUGGAGAUGACUUUUCUGUUUAGGCUUGACUAAGGGAGUGUAUGUUUUGCGUGUGCAUGUGUCUCAAUGUUUAUUGCAGCCAAAGAGUUGUGGAUGCAUGUGAGUUGGUCAACUUUGCAUUUAGCUUAUCUAUCAAGGAAUUGCGAAUUUGACGGCGGUGAGUUUUUUGGAGUAUUGGUUGGCUUACUUUUCAAACUUUUUUUUGUUAAAUUAUAGCCGUAGAAUUAAGGAUUUUCAGCGUGUUGCUUAUAGUUUUGCAUGUUUGUUUUUGGCUUUGGUUAGGAGUUUUUCUGAUCCUGUAAAAGGAGUAGUGUCUGUGUGUGUUGGUGGGCUGUUGCGUGUCUGUUUGCCUGCCAUGCCCUUGCCUGCGCCCGAUGUCCCGGCCUCUCAGAGGCUGGCACUGGAUUGUCGUACCCUACUGGACCAUCGCGUUGGCAAGGGUAAGUGACACAACAACACCUCCUCUGUUCUCCCUCUGGCUCCUUCUCUAUUUCUGAACGGAUCAUUAUUUCACAGAAAAGUUGCUUUCUUCCUCAUGGUUCCAUGAUGUUAUGCAAAAAUAUGUCGAGCCGCAAAAAGGAAAGUAGCGAUUGGGUUUGACUUGCUGUCUUGUAAAAAUUGAUUUCGCAUAUUUCAUAGUUUGUAGAGGGUACUUGAAUAGGCCAACAGAAGAAACACUGGCUGUGAUUGAUACUUGGCACAGGUUGCUGUAAAAGAGUGAUUUUUAAGGAAAUUUUCAGUCUGGGUCUUAAUGUUUACUGAUUGAUAAAAUCUUAAAUGCUCUCCGUUGGGUAAGAGAUGCUUAGUGAUCCACUGGGAAUAUUGCUGAUCAGCAACCGGAAUAUCUGGCAUGCGAGAACGAAGCAACACAAAGCUUGAUUGAAAAGGAUUAGGAUUAAUAUUCAAGCAAUGCAAUAUCUUACAAGAUCCUUGUAAAAACAGGAAAUUCACAUACAGUGUAGAGAUGAAUAAACCUGCUCUAAGCAGCGGAUGAUGGUAUCAUACAGUAAGAGGAUGCAGACUAAUGACGAACCGCUCAACUGAGAGCAAUUCGCCACCAUCUUUAAUUCAAUUAAGCAAUCCUGAUGUGGUCCUCUGUCCGGGUCCUGUGACAGCGGAGAACUUUUGGUGAUUGCAAAAACCCAGCUUUAUGAGGGAACUUCACUUUCUCACACCAUACGAGCCAGUUCUAUCUUAGAUUGUUUCCAAAUCAUCUUUUUAAAUGACGAGUCUUAAAAAAAAUUCAUGCAAUGUUUUCUAUAAACUGAUGUCUGGAAUAAUGGAAAAAAGGUGAAUGAAAAAAAGCUAAGUCGGCAUAGAUUUUAUUUCAAGCUCUCAUCCAUGCAAUUACAAUGACGCUGCAGUAUCAUCGGGUUUGUGUUAGUAGUAGUGGAUGAUAUUUAACAGUUUUACAUGAAAAAUAAGCAGUAAACGCGGUUAUAUAAUCACUCAGACAUUUUGGUAUUCGGCUAGACAAUGGAAGGAAACGUGACAGAAAGUUGCAUCAGCAGAGAAGGAAAAACUGAAAGUAAAUAAAGCAGGAGGCAUGAUGAUGAGGAGGGAAAAGAGUGACGCUGCCACAGCGUGGAUAGAGGAGGAGAAGGAGACUGCGUGGGUGGCAGGUCUUCUCCCUGUCGAUCCCUGUAGUGCAUAUUUCUGUCAUAUUCUCACCCCACCCGCCCCCAUUUCUCCCGUUUCUUUCGCUGCGACUGAGAAAAUGGUUAGAAGCGAGGUGGGUUUGUGUGCGUGCGUGUGCGCCAGCAUGUGAAAUCUGCCCCCCCCCUUCAGAAGGAGCGCUGUUGCAGAAGACAAACGGGAAAAUCCAAGGUCAUCACGGCACGCUUCUCUCUGACGUUGCCUUUCAGCCCCCUGCCUGCCUGCCUGCCUGCACGCACGGCGGGGAGAGUGUGUGUAAUUCAGUGCAUCGAGCCAGGCUCUGCACCAAUCACGGUGCGCAUUUUAGCUCCAAGCGCACACGUGCAGGCGUUUAUACCAGAGUGAGCGGUCGGUGUGUGUGUGUGUGUGUGUUUUCAGUGCCUCUUGGCACAGUAGUGUCUCUGUAUGACUGGAGCUGCAUUGAGAAAACACAAGCGUCUGUAGUGAGGGACUCUCAACAUCACGAUCGAUGUACGGUAAGAAUUACAACCGCUCUUCUACUUUGUGUUUGUGAGCGUGUGUGUGUGUGUGUGUGUGUGUGUGUGUGUGUGUAAUGUGAAGCAGCCAGCGUUAAGCCAGUUUUCCUACAUUCUACAAACGCGUUUCCUCAUAGCUGAUGGACCGCAGAUGUCACCACAGUGUAACGUCUCCUGAAGGCGCAUUAUGGGAACCUGGACUCUUGUGAAGAUACCGCUCUAUUAAAUUAGGAGACGCCGCUUUUGAAGAUGUUUAUAUUUGGGGUUUGUGGUUGUUGCGGGGCGCUCAGGCCUCGGUACAAGAGACUGGUGGACAACAUCUUCCCAGAAGACCCGGAGGAUGGGCUGGUGAAGGCCAACAUGGAGAAGCUGACAUUCUACGCCCUGUCGGCUCCAGAGAAGCUUGACCGUAUCGGAGCCUACCUGUCUGAGAGAUUGUCGAGGGAUGUGGCCCGACACAGAUACGGGUAUGUGUGCAUAGCCAUGGAAGCCCUGGACCAGCUGCUGAUGGCCUGCCACUGUCAGAGCAUCAACCUGUUCGUGGAGAGUUUCCUCAAGAUGGUGCGCAAGCUGCUGGAGUCGGACAAACCCAGCCUGCAGAUCCUCGGAACCAACUCUUUUGUGAAGUUUGCCAACAUAGAAGAGGAUACGCCGUCAUACCACCGCAGUUAUGACUUCUUUGUGUCCCGCUUCAGUGAGAUGUGCCACUCUAGCUACGAGGACCCUGACAUCCGCACUAAGAUCCGCAUGGCAGGUAUCAAGGGCCUGCAGGGUGUGGUGAGGAAGACGGUGAACGACGAGCUGCAGGCCAACAUCUGGGACCCUCAGCACAUGGACAAGAUCGUCCCCUCUUUGCUUUUCAACCUGCAGAGCGGAGUGCGCACGGAGAGCCGCUCCCCCUCUCCGCUGCAGGCGUCGGAGAAGGAGAAGGAGAGUCCGGUGGAGCUGACGGAGCGCUGCUUCAGGGAGCUGCUGGGACGAGCCGCCUACGGCAACAUCAAGAAUGCCGUCACGCCGGUGUUGAUGCACUUGGAUAACCACUCUCUAUGGGAGGGAAAGACCUUUGCAGUGCGUUGCUUUAAAAUUAUCAUGUACUCCAUCCAGUCCCAGCACUCUCACUUGGUAAUCCAGCAGCUCCUCGGUCACCUGGACGCUAACAGCAAGAAUUCAGCCACAGUGCGAGCUGGGAUAGUGGAGGUUUUGCUGGAGGCAGCCGCCAUUGCAGCCAGCGGCUCUGUAGGCCCCACCGUGUUGGAGGUGUUUAACACACUGCUGCGGCAGCUCCGCCUGAGUGUGGACUACGAGUUGACCGGCUCCUAUGACGGCAGCACCAACAUCGGCACAAAGAUCAUCAAAGCUCACGAGGAGAGGCAGCUGCAGGAGGCUGUCAUCAGGACCAUUGGUUCAUUUGCCAACACUCUACCGACAUACCAGAGGUCAGAGGUCAUGCUCUUCAUCAUGGGCAAGAUCCCUGUCCCUGGGAUUCACCCAGCUCUGCCCUCCUCAGGCUCUGGACCUGAGGGUACCAGGAUGAUUCAGGUCAUGUUACUGAAGUCCUUGGUCCAGGUGACGGCCGGUUUCCAGAACACCAACAUGCUGACGGCACUCCCCACCUCUUUCCUGGAGCCGCUGCUUUCCUUCUCUCUGACAGAGGAUCCAGAGAUUCGGCUGCUGGUGCUCCAGAUCCUUCUCAGUCUCAUCGACAGGCACGACAACACGCCCAAGUUCUCCGACAUAAGCAUCAUCUCCGACAUCUCUGUGCUCAAACUGAAAGUGGACAAAUGUUCCAGACAGGACAACUUAUUCAUGAAAAAGCACGGCCAGCAGCUGUAUCGACACAUCUACUUGGGCUGUAAGGAGCAGAGCAGCGGCCGGCAGCACUACGAGUCGCUCUUCGCUCUGUUGGGUCUUCUCAGCGUGGAGCUGGCUAACGAAGAGGUGGUGGUGGACCUCAUUCGCCUGGCGCUUGCUUUGCAGGACCUGGCUCUGUCCACCGACGAGGCUAUGCCCGUUUUCAACCGCUGUGCUGUUCAUGCCCUCGCUGCCGCCUACCUCAACCUCAUCUGCCAGCUCACCACCGUCCCAGCCUUCUGCCAGCACAUACACGAGGUAAUUGAGGUGAGACAGAAAGAAAGUCCCUACCUGUUGCCUGAGGACGUCUUCAUUGAUAAUCCCAAGCUGCUUUCUUCACUGGAGAAGGUAGAAGGAGAUGUUUUGUUCCUCCAGUCGAAGAUCACCGAGGUCCUCGGAGGAAGUGGUUAUAACACCGAUAGACUGGCUACGCCUUAUGUCCCUCAGUAUACUGAUGAGGACCGUCUGUCCAAGAGAAAGAGCAUCGGGGAGACCAUCUCACUGCAGGUGGAGGUGGAGUCCAGGAACAGUCCGGAGAAAGAGGAGAGGACACCAGCAGAGGAGAUCACUUUUGAAACCCUGAAAAAUGCCAUUGUGGACAGUGUGGGCAUGGAGGAGCAGGAGAGGGAGCGGAGGAGACAAGUGGUGGAGAAGUUUCAGAAGGCCCCCUUCGAGGAGAUAGCUGCCCACUGUGGUGCCAGGGCCACACUACUGCAGAGCAAACUAAAUCAGAUCUUUGAGAUUACAAUCAGACCCCCGCCCAGCCCGUCUGGGACCAUUUCGUCAGGUUAUGGCCAAAGCCAGAGUCGAUCUGUGCCCAUCUACGAGAUGAAGUUUCCUGACCUCUGUGUGUACUAGAUCAGGAAAGCAAAGUCACAGAACUGUUUCCCAUUUGAGGGGGUGGGAGGGAUUUGGGAGGGGCAACCGAUCCUCACUGUUAAGCCAUCUUUGAUCAUGGAGUCAAACAACCACAGGGGAGGAGGAGAAAACCCAUAGUUGUUUUGAAGCCAACUCGAGAACAAGCUACUUCUUUAUUAACUUAGUUGUCUGAGAAUAUGUUUCCCUGUGAUGGCAGCCAAAAACAAGCCUGCUAAUGUCAAUACAUGCAGUACUAAAGGCAAACUUGUGUUUUCCCCUCAGCUCUCCUUAGAUGUCUGUAGAAACUCCACUGGUUGGAUUUUCAAUUUAGAGAUUGCAGAGAACUGUGAGGGGAAAAUCUGAGUCACUUCUGUGGCUUGAGAGUGAAUUGACUUGUUGCAUGCCCUGUAACGUCACCUUUUUGAUAGCACUGCAAUUAUUGGACAUUCUUUUGACCCGUUUGUCCCUUACAGGGUGCCAUACUAUCCUUGAUCACAAAAUUAAAUUUAGUGAUACUGAUAUUUUAUACCUUUUUUCUUUUCUUUUCUUUCUAUUGUUUUCAUGGCCAGGAAGAGCUCAUGUGAAUUAGAUGCAUUUUAAUUGACCUGAUCGUAUAUUUCUGUGUAUGUUUGAAUGAAAUAUGGAUAGAUUUACAAAUAUGAAGCUACUCCUUCCCAUCGCCCAUGUUACUCAGCUCUGAACAUCUGUCUUCAGUGUUCAAUGCUUUAUUUUUUUUUUUUUUUUGUUCAGCCAAAAGUGCUUUUUCUUUCAUGACGGGCAUUUAUUUCCUGCACCUAGUUUUUGUUUUUCUUCUUCUUCUUUUUAUUUAUCCUAGCCGUGGUUUAAAUGAGAGAAAACUGUCUGUGUGCUAUCCUCCCAAAGUGAGUGUGCCUUACAGGUGACUCAAGUUAAAAACAUACACAAAAACACACACUGCGCCACAGUCAUGACCACACUAAACUUCUCAAGUGUUUACUGUGAUGUUUACCUGAUCAAACAUUAGAUUAUUAUGAAUCCUUUAUUUUUCUCCUUUCCAUAUAAAUGUGUAUAUACAGAGAAAUAUAUAAAUCUUUAAGCUGAUGUACAGAGUAGGGAGAUUUUUUCCGUGUGUGUGUAUAUAUAUACUGUAUAUUGAUUCUAAUUGUAGACUGCCACUGCACUAAUUGUGUCCAUAAGUAAGGAAGAGAGCUACUUAGUUAGUGUUCAGAUACGUUUGUUAAAUUCUCACAUAGAUAACCAGCAACACAUGAAAUCAAAGAGGUGAAACAGCCCACAGUAGAAAUCUACAUCAUCUCCAAAUCAGUAGAACGCACGAGUGAAGUCUGAAAGUGUUCCGCUAACGAAUCAAUGAACCGGAAAUAAUCAACUUCAUUAAUGGCCACCAAUGUCGGGGACCAGUUUUAGCAGCAGCAGCAGCAUCAUGAACUGUAUUGUUGCCGUUACAUUCUCAAUCCUGCUGGAAUACGUUUGCACUCUGUUUUUACGCCAUAACAGCUGCUGCAGCCUCCAAGCAGCGCAACCCGUCUCAUUCAGCAAGAUUUAAACAAGUCUAAAAGCCAUUUCGUGUGCAUGUGUGCACAUACACACAGGUAUAAAAAAAAAAAAAAAACACAAGGUAUAAUGGCAAUAAUGUGCCACUAGCCUGGCUAACACAGCUCAACCUUUUGGUAGCAGAUCCUUUUUUGUGUUUUUAAAUCGUGCACUCUUGUUGCUGUGCUGUGGUGGUCAGUUUUGUGAUGUCGUGAAGAGACCGACCCUCCCGCUCCUGCGCUUCUGUGAAUUCGCGGCGACGUGAAACGCGUUGCAGCCACCCUUGUUCAAUGUAGACGGCAGUGUCUAGUUUGUCCCUGAUUGUCAUGUGUCACAGUCCAGUUGGUUGUUCAUUUUAUUAUUAUUUAUUUUACAGUGUAGUGUUGUCUGUUAGUUUAUUCACGUCCACACAUGCCAGUGUAUCAGAUCAGUUCACAAUUGUGUGUAUGUGUAUUUGUUCAUGCGUCUAUAUGAACGUUCAUGCAGACGUGUGUCUUUAUCGUCGUUACCCAAGACCAAACUUUUCAAACGCGGUUUACAGUCUUCGUCCAGUGACUCUUUCCACCACGUUAACAAAGAACGAGCUAUCUUAGUGCAAUGUGCAGCUGUCUAAACCUUCCAGUUACACCUUGUAAAAUUGUCUUUUCAGCAUCUUGCAACUUUGCAGGGAAGACCUGUGAAUCGACCAGUGUGCUCGUUGUCACUGCAUAGCGUAAUGUAAUAUUAACUGACGGUAAUUCUAUCUUACUUUUUGUCAUUACAUGUCUGGUUAAUAGAUCUGUUUACAACGUAGUGCUGUAGGUCAAAUCUAUUCAUUCUGUGAACUUUGCACUUUAAAAACUGGAUUACCUAGUGGCAAAGGCAGCUUUUACAUGGACAAAAUGCCUUAUGAGUGUCAUACCUGACUUUGCAUGCUGGUGAUGUUGCCGUGUUGUACAAUAAAUGUGUCUGUAACCAGAAAAUGUCUGAUCUGUUUCUGAUUUGUUUUCUGGUGAAAGGGAAAGCCUGUUAAAGUGGAAUGUGUUUUUCUAAGGUGAUCUGCUUAAGAUACAGGAAGCUGCAGAGUGCCAUCAUGCAGCGUAUGAACAUAACCUUUUGACUGCAAACGCAGAUGUCUUGUUAACAUUGAGUGCUCCGUCAGUUGCAGUGUUCAACACAGUAUUGAGCAAUUGCAAAGUUUCUUUAACUGUGCUUGUAGUGCUUUUCUUUUACUUGCCUGUAAUGGACUGUUUUGUUUCUGUUGCACUACUUGCAUCGGUGCCUGUAUUGUGUGUUUGCCAUUCUCAUGCCUGUCAUCUGCUUGGGUGGUUUAUCAGAAUUAAAUUCAACGUGUAUUUUA
Anarrhichthys ocellatus (wolf-eel) is the source of this 8339-nucleotide messenger RNA. RefSeq names its product EFR3 homolog Bb (S. cerevisiae) (gene efr3bb). The record is from RefSeq and is a predicted model, not a curated record. Bases 3011 to 5470 code for a protein of 819 amino acids. The transcript has 23 exons. Lineage: Eukaryota; Metazoa; Chordata; Actinopteri; Perciformes; Anarhichadidae. Gene Ontology annotation, biological process: protein localization to plasma membrane. Gene Ontology annotation, cellular component: plasma membrane.